AUGAAGUUUAUCCUCUUCUGGGCUCUCUUGAACCUGCCUGUUGCUUUGGCCUUUGAUCCAGAUUACACAGAUUUCAUCACUCCCCACUACUUAGUCUACUUGAAAUCCGAUUACUUGCCCUGUGUUGGAGUCUUGAUCCACCCACUUUGGGUGAUCACAGCUGCACACUGCAACCUACCGAGGCUUCAGGUGAUAUUGGGGGUUACAAACCCAUCAAACCACAAGGAAAAAAAUACACAAGUGAUUGGCUACAAGAAGAUGAUUUAUCAUCCAUACUUCUCAGUCACUUCUAUUGAACACAACCUCAUGUUAAUAAAGCUGAAAACAAAUAUUCAACUCAAUGACUAUGUGAAUUUGGUCAGCCUGCCCACUGAACCUAUCUCUGCAAAAACCAUGUGCACUGUCUCCACCUGGGCCUACAACAUAUGUGACUACUCCAAUGACCCCAACUCACUGCAGAAUGUGAACAUCUCUGUAAUCUCCAAUAGUCAAUGCCGCAGCGCCUACAAAACUUACAACAUCAAAGAAGGGAUGCUGUGCGUUGGCAUUGUGCCAGGAAGGAGGCAGCCCUGCAAGGAAGUCACAGCUGCCCCAGCAGUCUGCAAUGGGAUACUUCAAGGAAUUCUGACUUUCGCAGAUGGAUGUGUUUUGAGAGCUGAUGUUGGCAUCUAUACCAAAAUCUUUAACUACAUGCCCUGGAUUGAAAAUACAAUCCAAAACAACUGA
Diceros bicornis minor is the source of this 726-nucleotide messenger RNA. RefSeq names its product serine protease 58-like. The record is from RefSeq and is a predicted model, not a curated record. Gene Ontology annotation, molecular function: serine-type endopeptidase activity. Bases 1 to 726 code for a protein of 241 amino acids. NCBI's taxonomy places the organism in Eukaryota, Metazoa, Chordata, Mammalia, Perissodactyla, Rhinocerotidae. The transcript is spliced from 5 exons. Gene Ontology annotation, biological process: proteolysis.